GAAUGAGACUUUAUUUAAAAAAUAAUCCAAGUUUUUAUUUAGAAUGGAAAUAAAAAUAACAAAGUCCCUAAGAUUAAAACUCUAGAAGGAGGGUAACUACGCUGAAACUUCAUUUUCAUCUCUUUCUACCAAAUUCCUAACAUGACAAAUCUUAAAAAUCCCAAUUAAAAUCUCAAAAAUUCUAUUCCCUUGUAAACAUAUAUUAUGUUCAGCUAUAGAGUUUGUUCUUUGUACUGUUGUAUUCUUCCAUCUUUGAUUUCUCCCAGAAAAACACAACAAUGGAAGCAGCAUUUACAGACUGUUCACUCAUUAGCUCCGCGAUUGCGAGAAUAUUAUCAGAUCGCACUUGGCAGCAGCUUAGAAACCUUGGAAUUUCAGAGGAUAAACUCCAAAAAAUGCAAGAAACUCUCCGUCGAAUUCAAAAAUUUGUUGACUCUGUUCGUCAUCAAUUUCUGAUUGAAAAGGGGAACGACAAAAUUAUUCUUCUUCUAAAUCGAUGGCGACAAAAACUCAACGAUUUGACUUUUUUUUUUGAGAAUAGUAAUGAUGAGUAUGGAUCGGAAAUCCUUGAGAGGAAGAAACUAUCAUGCAGCAAAGCUUCCUUUUUCAAACUGAAGAUUUUCACUCAGAUGAAUGAGCUUCAUAAAUUGGCUUCUCGAAUUGAUUAUGAGAUUUCUAAAAGAUAUCAAGACUUAAAAUUAGAUAAUCAUAAUAGAGAAAGGUCGGAAGAUCACGAAUCAAUCAUGAUUAUUGAAAGGAAGGCUGAUGAGGAAAAGAUUAUAUCAAUGUUAAGGAAUACUAUGAAUGCUGAAGCGGCGAAUGCUGGAGCGGCGAAUGCUGAAGCGGCCGACAUUUUCACCAUUGCCAUUGUUGGAAUGGCAGGUAUUGGGAAAACAAUCCUUGCUGAUAGGAUUCUCGAAAAUCCAAUGAUUCAAAACGAGUUCAAAACAUUCAAAGUAAAAGUACAAGUGUUUGAUGUAACAAGAAUUAUGAAGGAUAUGUUGCAGUCAUUGCAGCAAGGAAUGCACCAGAAUAUAAAUGAUCAUGAGGAGAUCAUGAACAGGCUUCGGGACUCCAUCGAGGGCAAAAAAACUCUCAUAGUAUUGGAUGAUGUUUGUUCAGUUACCCAAGAUCAGUUAAGUCCACUUUAUCUGAUGCAAAAAGUUGGGUGUAAAAUCAGUAUUCUAGUAACUACUAGACGAGUAGAAGCUGCUAAGGCCAUUGGUGCUUCCCACAUUCAUUAUCUGCAAAAAUUAUCUGAUGAUGAUAGUUCGUCUAUAUUUGAGUCAGUUGCCUUCCGUGGAAGGUCGAUUGAGGAAGUCGGAAAGUUGAAGGAUGUAAGCAAAAUGAUUGUAAACAAGUGUAAUGGUGUUCCCUCGGUUAUCCAGAAAAUGGCGGGUUUUUUACAGGACAAGGUGAAUGUAUCUGAGUGGACGACUGUUGCAGAAACUGAAUUAUGGGACUUGCCCAACUUUGAGAUCUUGUCAACCUUGUCACAGACUUUUGAUCGCUUCCCGAAUGCUCUAAAAAGAUGCUUUGCGUACUGUUGUAUAUUCUCGAAAGGUGCCACUAUCCGAAAAUCUGAUUUGAUACGGCUCUGGCUCGCCCAAGGCUUUCUUUCAGAGACAACAAUAACGGAAACUGCUGAGAAAUACUUCGACAUUUUGUUGAAUGAGUCACUUCUACAGGUAUCUAAGCUCGAUGAGGAUGGAAAUGACAUGGAUUGCACAAUGUAUGACUUGACUUAUGAUCUGGCAAUGAAUUUCUCUAAACAUGAACUUCCGAAUAUCAACGACCAAAUAAAUCGAUCAAGUAAUCUUUCUGAUGUCCGACAUUUAGUCAUCUCAUCAUCGAAUGUGAUAGAGGCACUGAAAGUGAUCACUUCUCGGGGUAUUAGACUACGAACAAUACAUUCAACGGUUGCAGUUCCGGGGAAUUUGUUAACUCAAGCAAGAUAUGUAUAUGUGUUGAAAUUAGAUGGAAUUAAUCUAAAAGAGGUGCCAAAGAAUAUUGGCAAGCUGAAAUUUUUACGGUAUCUUGAUCUGUCAAAUAACCCAUUCACAUAUUUGCCAGAAUCAAUCUCACAUCUUAACCUGUUACAAACUUUAUUGCUUAAAAACUGUACAAAUUUCUCGGUUGUGCCCAAGUGGUUUCCUAAUUUAACCCAAUUUUUACUCAUUGAAGUUAGCCCGUUAAAGUUGCAAAGCCAGAUGAUACCUCCUACAGCUCUCACGAAACAACCUCCUAUUGAUUUGGAUAAAGAGGGGGGAUUUGAACAGUUUUCUGGAUUGUGCCAUCUCACUGAUAUUUCUGGUCCACUGUUUAUUAGUGGUCUUGAAAAUCUAAAGGACAAAGAUGUCGAGGAAGCAAGGAUUGGAAAUAAACACGGGAUUUCAGCUCUGGAACUGCGUUGGAAUACCAACCGAAUAGAGGGAGGAACUGACAGCGAGCAGCAAAAUGAUGAUAAUCAGCAAAAAAUUGUUCUUGAAGCCCUUCAGCCUCAUUCUAAUAUUCGUAGGCUCAAUUUGGUUGGCUAUAACGGUCCUCAAUUUCCAGAGUGGGUGAUGAGGAUGAAGGGCACAGACAAUGAAAGACUGAACACAAUAGUGAAGAUCGAAUUAGUUAACUGCAAAGAAUGCCUGCUACUUCCAACCAUGGGACAGUUACUCUGUCUUCGGGAACUGAAAAUUGAUGGCAUGGACAGCAUUGAAGUUAUAGGUCAUGAGUUUUACAAGUAUAGCGAUGACGAUGAAGAAAAUAAAAUUCCAAAAGUAUUCUUUCCUGCACUAUGCUGGCUAAAACUGCACAAUUUUAGUAGAUUAAGAGAAUGGAUGCCUGCUCCCACUAGUACGACGAUGGAUAUUCACUUUUGUCGUGCAUUUCCAAGUCUUGAGGCGUUGCAAGUUGUGAACUGCCCCAAUUUGAGGAGCAUCCCAACUGCUUUCCCGCUAAUAAAAAAUAUACUGAUCCAAGGAGUUAAAAAGGGUAAUUGGUUGGAGACGCUGAUUACUAACAGCUGCAGGAAUCACAGUUCUUUGAUUUCCCUGGUAUUGUCUAAGGUGUCAGGACUAAAUCGUCUUCCUAACGAGUUGGUCCACUGUACAUCUCUCAAAGAACUCAGUUUACAAAAGUGUGAAAACUUAAGAUCAUGGCCAUGUUUACCGUGGAAUCUCAUCUCCCUCGAGGAGCUGUGCAUUGAUGACUGCCCCAGUCUCAGUUGUCCUCCGCCUGUUGAUGGGCUUACUGCUCUCAACAUUUUAAUCAUUAGAGGAUGCAAACUCCUGGCAGAGACCCCAAGAGAAUUGGGAAUGUGCACAUCUUUAACUAAAUUGUCAAUCAGUAACUGUGCCAUCUUGGAAAGAUUUUCAGAUUUACAGCAGAUGAUUAGACUUGAAGAAGUAGAUGUAUUAGACUGUGGGAAACUGAAAUCACUGCCUAAAGGACUCGAAGUUCUUCCUAGCCUUCGGACCUUGAGAAUUAAUGGGUUUCGCAAAACGUCUGAUCAUUUUCCAAAAUGUGAAUCCCUCGAAAGAUUAUGGAUAAUGGGCACACAAGACAUGAACAAUCUUCCAGAUCAACUAACAUCCCUCCCUCAUUUGAAAAACCUCAGAAUCAGGAGCUUUUCUGCCCUGGAAAUUGUUCCUGAUUGGAUAUGUGACCUGAAGAACCUACAAAUCCUGAUAUUUGAAGACUGUGAGAAGUUGAAACAGUUUCCUCCACGACAAAAAAUGCUGCAGUUAAAGAAGUUACGCAGCUUGCGUAUUGAAAACUGUGUACUCUUAGAGGAAAGGUUAGAAAAGAUCCUCAAGACAAAUAAUUCUUUCCAUGUGCCACAGAUAAAGAUCAAUGGCCGCUUGAUUCAGGGAGAUAGAAGCUCGGUAUCUCAGGAAGCAGAUUCGCAAGGCACUUAUACUGCCACAUAUUCAUCUGAAGAGCUUGAUCUUGGAAUCUAUUACCCUGUUGAAGAUGUAUGGCGAAUACCGGACAAUGCUUGUCGAGGAAGUAAUUCCUUUCCUUUCUACAUCCUAGCUUGCUUUCUACUAAGUUUUUUAGUAGUAUUUAUUCUUACGUUUUAUAUCAGACUACAAGAUACAUUUUCACCUUUGUAAAUUAUAUGACCUUUAAAAGGGGGGCAACACAUACAAAGUUGAUUCUGUUGUAUUUCAUUCAAUAAUUUUCAGCUCAAUAGUUCAAUCAACAUGGAGUUGUAUGUAUGUGUAUACUGCUUCAGCUUACUAUUGUACAAAAGAUUUUGGAACAACCUUAGAUAACAGGGAUAUUGACCCACUCUCGAGUACCUUAGAUAGAAGCUAAAAGAAAUCACGAGCACCACUCUCUGACUCUCGAGCAUUUUGGAACAACCGCAACCAUGACUUGGCCCCUUCUUGUCAACAUUCCAAUGUUUCGGGUACCAAAAACGCUCGAGGCAGGGCCGUUCCAGAGGAUAGUUUUGAGGUGCAACCGCCUAGGGUUCAACUUACAAAAUUUAGUUUGUGCAUAAGUACCUUAUCAUUAUAUGAUCUUAAAUUUGUACAUUUAUAUUGACUUUAAUCAUGUGAUGGAAAAAAAUUUUAUGAUGCAUAGUUGGAGAAAAAAAGAAUCGAAACUUUACUUAUACAAGGACCUUUUUAUAUUUCGCCUAAGGCCCAAAAAUAGUCAGAAAUAGCACCGACUCGAGAUUAAGACCAAAAACACUGUUUAGGAAAUCAACAUAAAAUAGGCCUUUCUGGGUACUAACAUAAUUUUGAAACAGAAAUAAUUUCCAUUGUCCAUGUAAUUGUUAAGAACAACUCAACAAUUACACACACCAUUCACCCUAAAAACUGGAU
Amaranthus tricolor (Joseph's coat) is the source of this 4829-nucleotide messenger RNA. RefSeq names its product putative disease resistance protein RGA4. NCBI's taxonomy places the organism in Eukaryota, Viridiplantae, Streptophyta, Magnoliopsida, Caryophyllales, Amaranthaceae. Gene Ontology annotation, molecular function: protein binding; ADP binding. Gene Ontology annotation, biological process: defense response to fungus. The transcript is spliced from 3 exons. The record is from RefSeq and is a predicted model, not a curated record. Bases 279 to 4109 code for a protein of 1276 amino acids.